This is a messenger RNA of Hippocampus comes (tiger tail seahorse), 575 nucleotides long. RefSeq names its product THO complex subunit 7 homolog. The record is from RefSeq and is a predicted model, not a curated record. Bases 51 to 503 code for a protein of 150 amino acids. The transcript has 6 exons. Gene Ontology annotation, cellular component: THO complex part of transcription export complex. Gene Ontology annotation, biological process: mRNA processing; mRNA export from nucleus. NCBI's taxonomy places the organism in Eukaryota, Metazoa, Chordata, Actinopteri, Syngnathiformes, Syngnathidae.
AAGGUUUUCCUUUAUUUAAAAAAAAAAACAGCUUCACACAGUACCAGAGGAUGCUAGGGACACUGGCCCAAUGUGAAUUCUCCCUGGGGAAGACUCUGAUGGUCUAUGAUAUGAAUCUGAGGGAAAUGGAGAAUUAUGGCACAAUCUACUCCAAUAUAGAACAAAAUAUAACUUCAGCACAUGAGAAGAUAGCAGAAUGCAAAAAGGAAAUCCAGAGAGCGAAGAGAGUAAGAAAGAACCGCCAAGAAUACGAUGCUCUUGCAAAGGUUAUUCAGAAUCACCCUAAUCGUCACGAAACACUCAAGCAGUUGGAGGCACUUGACAAAGAACUCCAGCAGUUGUCGAACAUCAAGGAGAAUGUGGACGCUAAGUUGGAGCUACGGAAGAAACAGUUCCAUGUGCUACUCAGCACCAUACAAGAACUACAGCAGACCCUUGAAAAUGAUGAGAAAUUAGACACGGAUGAAAACAAUCAGCAAAGUCCGUCUGGGAGCGCCGAAUGAUGAACUCCGUUCUUUUGUUUCGAAUGAAGUGAACCAAUUUUGUUUGCAACAUCUUCUGUAUUUUUUUUUUUU